GUAGGUAGGUACCUAGGUAGGUAUUACUAGAGUCAUAUAUCUUAUAUUGGUAAACUUUACCUUAGCUAAUGGCAGCUACUGCUACCCCGCUCGUUCUUCGACGCAAGCGAAAGCACGUCAACAUGCUAGAUCUAUUAUUUUUUUCUUAUCCCGUUAUUGACUUCCCCGCUCUUUAUCUCCUUACUCCGAAUCGGCACUCACUCCCAGGUCCAGCACCGUAUGAGAACACGCUCCGUACAAAGAUAGACUGCUUUUCUCCCGGGGUUAUUAUAUAAAGAUUGGCAUAGACCGAACAAUUCGAUAUUAUAACAGGUUGCGGAUUAUUUGUACUGCUUAGACGGUAACAGAAAAAGUUCGAUAUGCCUUUAAUCGCCUCUGCACCACGAGACCGCAUCAUCCUGGGUCUGAUGACCUUUGGACCCGAUGAGAAAGCUGGCGCUCGAAUUACCGACGUCAACAAGUUCAACAGAGUACUCGAUACCUUCCAGUCCCGUGGCUACAAUGAAGUUGACACGGCACGGGUCUACGUUGCCGGCCAGCAGGAGGCCUUCACCCGUCAAACAAGGUGGAAGGAGCGCGGUCUAACGCUGGCCACCAAGUUCAAGUAUCCUUCUGAGGCCGGCGCCAAUCAGGCUGCUAAGGUAGUCGAGAGUUUGGAGACGAGUCUCAAAGAGCUUGGGACUGAUUGCGUAGAUAUCAUCUACCUCCACGCAGCCGAUCGUGCAACACCCUUCGCCGAGACACUUGAAGCAGUAGACAAGCUACACAAGGCGGGCAAAUUCGUACGAUUCGGCAUUUCUAACUUUACAGCUGCGGAGGUGGCCGAGGUGGUUCUGACUUGCAAGUACAAUAAUUGGGUACGGCCGACCAUCUACCAGGGCAUGUAUAACGCUAUCACGCGGGGUAUUGAGCCGGAGCUGAUUCCGGCUUGUCGGCGGUACGGGCUAGACAUCGUAGUAUACAACCCGAUCGCCGGCGGCCUGUUCAGCGGUAAAAUCAAGAGCGUAGACAUCGACCCAGCCGAUUUCAGCCGUUUCAGCACAAAGGCCAGCACGGGUGCCAACUACCGCGAACGAUACUUCAAGGAGAGCACGUUCAAGGCUCUGCAGACGAUAGAGAAAGCAGUCGAGAAACACGCUGGAUUAACGCUGAUCGAGGUGGCGCUACGGUGGGUAGUGCACCACAGUCAGCUCAAGAUUAAGGGCGGCAACGAUGGUAUCCUGAUCGGAAUCAGCUCUCACGACCAGCUCGUGAGCAACUUGGAUAACUUGGAGAAAGGUCCGCUUCCAGAGGAUGUGGUGGCGGCGCUAGAUGAGGCAUGGAGGAUUGCAAAGGCGGACGCGCCUAACUACUGGCACAAGGACCUCGUGUACACGUACGAUACACGAGAGGCGCUGUUCGGAGCCAAUGCGAAGUAAGUGCAUAAGAGAGAGGCGUGCCAAGUUGAUUCUUAUCUGCAAAUGUAGCUUUAAAGAGGUACACGUAGCAUAGUUACCUGAAUUCCGAAACUUGAUAAGGUAGUGUUACCGCACGACGGCACAUGUGAUUACGUGCAUAGAGUAGCUAAUAUAUUUAAAUAAUAAGAGGUAUAUAUAUAAUCCGUAUAUAUAUAUAU
Messenger RNA from Daldinia loculata, 1615 nucleotides. Its product is annotated as aflatoxin B1 aldehyde reductase member 2. The record is from RefSeq and is a predicted model, not a curated record. Bases 360 to 1418 code for a protein of 352 amino acids. NCBI's taxonomy places the organism in Eukaryota, Fungi, Ascomycota, Sordariomycetes, Xylariales, Hypoxylaceae. The transcript is spliced from 2 exons. Gene Ontology annotation, cellular component: cytosol.